AUGUCAUUAGGCUUCAUACAUUUUUCUCAAGCAACGCUAUUGAGCAAUAUUUAUGGAAGACAAUUAUUUGAAGACUAUGACUACGAAUAUUCACAUGAUUCAAUUUUUAACAAAAUAACAACACAUUUUGAAAUUCUUAAAGUACAAAAAAUUAAUAACCCUCAAAUAUAUGGCAUGUAUCUAUUGCACAAAGAGGAAUUGGAAUUGGAUGGUAACAGUGAAGACGUAAAGGAGAAAACGUUGUUUCGUGCAACAUCUAUACGGAAUGCAGAAAGUAUUGCAAGACACAAUAUUGUUUGGCGAAAGACAACCCGAACCAGAUUUGGAAUUGGUGCUUGUUUUUCACCAUGUACGCAUUAUGCCAAUAAAUAUGCUGGAUCGACGAAAGCCUUUAUAAUUGCCAAAGUGCUGGUGAAAAAUUUUGAAACAACAGGUAUCAACUACAAUUUAGAAAUACCGCCAAAAAACGACUGCGACAUGACACUAGGAAACGGAGAAUACGUUUAUGUGAAAUAUGACGAUAAUACGUUUUAUCCGAAAUAUCUUGUUCAUUAUUCCUAA
This is a messenger RNA of Rhopalosiphum maidis (corn leaf aphid), 561 nucleotides long. RefSeq names its product protein mono-ADP-ribosyltransferase PARP14-like. The record is from RefSeq and is a predicted model, not a curated record. The coding region runs from base 1 to 561 and encodes 186 amino acids. NCBI's taxonomy places the organism in Eukaryota, Metazoa, Arthropoda, Insecta, Hemiptera, Aphididae. The transcript has 4 exons.